Molecule: messenger RNA, 2568 nt
Organism: Coniosporium apollinis CBS 100218
Lineage: Eukaryota; Fungi; Ascomycota; Dothideomycetes
Exons: 1
Coding region: 1-2568 (855 amino acids)
Biological process (GO): RNA 3'-end processing
Molecular function (GO): RNA uridylyltransferase activity
Source: RefSeq, a predicted model, not a curated record
AUGGCGAAUCCUGGUCCUCCGGGACCAACGCUUGAGGACCAGCUUCGAGGCAUGAUCCUAAGCAAUAUCACCAUCUCUGGCGACCAGGCUCCAGGACCUCACCAUGUUCCGCAUGGCCAGCAGGGACGAUAUUCGGCACAAACACUUCAUCAGCCAAGGCCCGCGCAUCCUCAACUCCCAGUCCAGAACCGACAACAAGGGCCUCCGCACAACUAUCACAACGGCUACGUUCCCAAAAACUCAUCGCAAACCCAAAAUGCAUAUGCCCGAAACCAGAACCAGAGCAGGUUCUACGGUCAGCAGCAGCAUUUCGAGGGCAGAGUUACCCACCAGGUCAAUAACCAACAAGCAUCGAGGGCACCACAGCAGCACACCACAAAGCACCCAGGUACCGGAACUCAUCCUGCAGGUCCGCCACUUAGCAACACCCCCACACAGCCAAAGACGCCGCAGCGACGGACCGCGAAACCUCCAGUAACCGCGGGUCAUCCUGCACCUCCACCGUCUAGCAACGCUCCGCCUGGGCUUAGGCCGCAGGUUCUGCAGCGGCCCCUUGUGGCUCCAGUGGGUAACGCAGCAACACCAAGUGCUCAAACACCUCAAGUCCUACGCCCGCCUCAAGCGGGUCCCAGACCGCCACAGACACCUCGACCCGACGUGCUCCAGGCUCAAUGUACCUACCUCGAUCGACUCGUGACACUUGAAGUUCCUCGCGCCGAGAUGACGUUAGCGGAGAAGGAAGAGAAACAGGCAUUCAGAUCCCGCAUUGAAGCAAUCUGCCAAGGCGCUGUAAGCGAAGCUGUUCCGGAUAAUACGCCUCACAUCUCUCUGCAAAGCUUCGGCAGCCUCGGAUCAGGUCUCGCAACCCACGGUUCCGAUGUUGACCUUGGAGCCACGCUGCUUGCGACGCCUUCUGACCCAUCAAGCCAGAUCUUACCUGUGCCCCGUUGGCUCCCACGUCUCAUGGAGCAGGCGCUGUUGCAGCACGGCUAUGGCGCUCACCUGCUCACCCAAACCAGGGUGCCCAUCCUAAAGGUCUGUGAGAAACCGUCGCCGGAGCUGUAUGCUGCACUAUGCGAGGAGCGUCAAAAAUGGGAAGUCCUACCAGACGAGGAGAAGUACCCUGACCCAGUGAAGGUCAAUCAGAAGAGGAACGAGGAUAUUGCGAAAGCAGAGGCCGCGAAAGCUGCUGCGGAUAGGGCUGCAGCAGAGAAGGCCAAGCCACUCUUCAACGAGGGCGACUUCCCAAGUCUUGGAGCGCAAAACGCCGCAGCCAAGCCGGUACAGGCCUCAAAGAAGCCUAGCAAAAGCUCAUCUGACACAGCGCAGAACGUCAAGAUCGCAUCGCAGUCCCCAAAGCUGAGUAGUAGCGAUACCGUAAACGACGGACCAGUCAAUGUAGCCGCACCAGAGCCAGCCGCGAACAGCGAUCCACCCAACGCCACAACAGAUUCACAUCCCCCUCAAAACUCACCCCCAACGGACGGUCCCAAACCAGGUACUAAACCGCUCCGGCCACCCCGCCCCGAAAGGACCUGGCUCCGCGAAAAGCCGCUCGGCCCGCUCGACUUCCCCAAAACCGGAUGCGGGAUCCAAUCCGACAUCAACUUCUCGAACCCGCUCGGGGUGCACAACACGCGCCUGCUGCGGUGCUACCUCGCCUGCGACGCGCGCGUGAAACCCUUCAUCCUCUUCAUCAAGCUCUGGGCCUCAUCGCGCAAGAUAAACUCGGCGCGCAACGGCACGCUCUGCUCGUACGGCUACGCGCUGCUCGCGCUGCACUACCUCAUGAACGUCGCGCGGCCGGCCGUGGUGCCCAAUCUGCAGAACAUGCAGCUCGCGCUGUUCACGGUGAGGGGUGUGCAUGCCAAUCUCACGAAUCGGGUCGUGGCGGGCCAUGUGGUCGCGUUCUGGGAUGAUGAGGAGGCGCUCGCGAAGCUGGCGGCGAGCGGGCAGGGGAGCGUGAACGGAGAGUCUGUCGGGUCGCUGCUGCGCGGGUUUUUUGGGUACUAUGCCACCACCUCCGGCGGCUUCCAUUGGAUGGAGGACGUACUCUCUCUACGCACAGCGCCCGGGGGCCUGCUGAGCAAGCGGGCGAAAGAGUGGACGGGCGCCAGGACGCAGCUGAUGGAGGAUGGGUUGGAAGUCCGGCAGAGGUUUCUGCUGGCAAUCGAGGAUCCCUUUGAGUGGAGCCAUAAUGUGGGACGGACGGUGACGCAUAGGGGGAUUGUGGCGAUUAGGGACGAGUUCAGGCGCGCGUGGAGGAUCUUGCAGGGGCUGUGGAAAGGAGAAGACGCGCUGGUCGAGGGCCUGCUGGAUCCGGUUAAGGAGGAGGUGAGGGUGGUCGGCCUGGAGACGGAAAACGAGAAGGGAUCUGAGGAGAAGGGCGCGGACAGGGGAGCGGACAAGGGCGAAGAGGCGCGAACGGACGAAUCGAGCGAGGGGAAUGUUGGAACGACUCUGGCGGAUGAACCAGCUGUCGCGCCCAAGGACCCAGUACCCGAACCAGCUACGGCACCCGUACCAGAACCCGCCUCAGAACCGGUAUCAGAGGCCCACGGAACCUGA